Messenger RNA from Brugia malayi, 2025 nucleotides. RefSeq lists its product as uncharacterized. Gene Ontology annotation, molecular function: RNA binding; nucleotidyltransferase activity. Bases 1 to 2025 code for a protein of 674 amino acids. NCBI's taxonomy places the organism in Eukaryota, Metazoa, Nematoda, Chromadorea, Rhabditida, Onchocercidae. Gene Ontology annotation, biological process: RNA 3'-end processing. The transcript has 12 exons. The record is from RefSeq and is a predicted model, not a curated record.
AUGUCAGGGGUGCAGUGGUGCGAUCUAUGUAAGGUGCAUCUGUCGUCAGAAGCAUUGCUACAUAUGCACAAUAAUGGCAAACGUCACCACAGAAAGGUUGUAGAGCGUGAUGCGUUACAGGCCUUAGCCGCUCGGUCGGUAUUUAUUUCUGGAUUAAAUCCUGAAAUCGUCAUCACCGAAGACGAGAUUUCAGAGGCCCUGAGCUGUUUUGGAAAAGUAGAAAAGAUUCAUUUAGAUAUUAGAAGAGGCAAAUAUGUGAUCGUAGAAUUUGAUCAGGAAUUUUCGGCUCAUAAAGCUGUUUUUGAAGAUAAAAUCCAUAUUGGGCAUCAAGUCGUACCUAUACGAGCACGAAAAAUAAAUUUCGACCAAUGUAAGACAAAGUCAAAGAUAUAUGCGAUCGACACUAAUAAACUUAUUAAUGAAAUUAAUGGCUUAGCCACAUUUGCUGGGCAAGUAGACAAUUUAUUGGAGCUGUAUUGUCUUAGUGAUGUCGAGAUCGCAGAACGAAUCAAAUGUACCCAUACGCUUACAGUGGCACUUAGUGAUUACUUUUCGUCAGAUGUUCAUAUCCGAAUUUUUGGCUCUUCAUCAACAUCUCUCGGUACAAAGGGUUCUGACAUUGAUGCAAGUUUAUUUUUCAAUAUAUCACUUACGAAAGCACAUUGUGCGGGAGAUUUAGUGAGGAAUAAAUAUACAUUGAUGACAUGCGAUGUUACUGCAUUAAGAGGACGUAAAAUUUGUGCUGAAGAAUAUUCUAGGCUCACCGAGGCUGAUCGUGUUCGUUUGCUGAAUAAAAUAAUGAACGACAUACGAAAGCGUGGUACAGCACCUGUCAGUGAUCAAUACCCAAUCUUGGAUGCUCGUUGUCCACUUGUACGACUUACUGUUAAUCGGAAGCAUAUUGUGGACUUAUCUGUGGAUAAUUAUCUUGGCUACGCAAAAUCUAGUUGGCUGAGAAGUGUCGCACAUUGUGAUUCCUCACAACUUAUUCGAAAAUUUCUUGUAUCCUUCAGGUUUUGGGUUCACACAAAUGAGUUGUUGAAGACUGAUGAAAAGCAGUGUUCACAUUUCAACGCCUACAUAUUGAACUUACUAUGCGUAACAUAUUUGCAACUGUGCAAUUAUAUACCACCUCUUCAACGUGCUGAAAAAGAAGUGAUUGUAAACGGGUGGAGGAUUGAUUUUAUUGUUGUUGAUGUGGAUUUAUCCUGUCUGACACUUGACAAAUUGUUUAAGGAUUUUUUUAUUUGGUUCAUUCAGCUGAAGUUGAAAAACACCAUACUGUGUCCCUAUGUAGGUAACGCAGUUUCAUUCGAUCAGUUCCAACAGCUGUAUCCAGACAGCAGCAUUCAGGACGCUUUCAAACUUGCACAUUUGAAUAUACAGGAUCCAUUGGAAUGGUCGCAUAAUGUUUCCAUAUUGGUUUCUGAGAAAUGCAUCGGUGCAAUGCGUCGCAAGAUGAUGUUUGCAUUGUCGCGUAUGAAAAUAGUUCCUGACUCAUUCUUAGCCAUAUUGCAAGAAGCAUGUAGUACUGAUGCUGGAACGAAAUCGUCUUUAGAGUGUGUACUGAAAAUCAACGUUGAUGAUUAUCAAGCGAAUCAAUGCAUGGAUGCAGUAAAUUAUAUUUUCGUCAAUAUUUUAGCAUUCUCACCAGCUGUGGAACCAUUUGAGAAGCGACCACGACUUGAUAGUACACUCAAUGAGUUGUCUCGUAUCUAUUUGGCUAAGCAACGUACUUGGGAGGGUCGGAGACAAAAACGGCGUCAAAUAAUGCGAGAAAAUCCCAUAGUCUCAAACGAUUCAUUGGCUUUGGAGGAGGCAGUUACACAGCAAAUUAGCCAGAUCAGUGAGGAAACAUCUCUUUGUUUCAAAACAUAUGUGAAACAAAAAGCUGCAGAAUAUUUCCUUAAAUUCGUUUUGAUCAGUGGAUCACCGGUUGAAUUUAACAGUCUCAUUCAUUUUUUACAAUACUUUAUUCCUGCUCAUCUCAACAGUUUACUCAAGACUUACUCAAGAACCAUUUGA